Phyllotreta striolata is the source of this 2458-nucleotide messenger RNA. The record is from the annotation of a GenBank genome assembly. NCBI's taxonomy places the organism in Eukaryota, Metazoa, Arthropoda, Insecta, Coleoptera, Chrysomelidae.
AUAUUUGACUAUUGUAUUCACAAACUGAAUUUAUAUUCGAUAAUUCGUGUGAUUUUUAAGGAAUUUUUGGUCUGUUUUCGUACGGGAUUUUGUUAAAAAAUUGCAAAAAAGACUGAAUAAUUCAAUAACAUUCCGCAACUAACCAUGGAGCACCAACAGCUCAUCGAAGAGAUGCCCGUCGUAGAGAGGAUGUCGACGCAGGAGAGGCUCUCCUUGGCGAGGAAGCGCCGAAACCUCCAGCUGAAAGUGUGGCUGCAAAAAGAGAAAGAAUACGGCAGGAAGAGCGGCAAACCACAGAAAUCGAACAAACGCGGCAUCAAUUUCAACGAUAGCGUCGUUCUGUUGGAAGCUGCAGCAAGAAACGACAUCGAAGAAGUCCGUAAGUUGCUACUGAAAAACGUCAGUCCGGAUUCCUGCAACGAAGACGGUUUGACAGCCUUACACCAAUGCUGCAUCGAUAACAACGAAUCGAUGUUGCUGCUUUUGCUAGAGCACGGAGCCAACGUUAACGCCGAGGACAGUGAAAAAUGGACGCCAUUACACGCCGCUGCCACCUGCGGACACCUUAAAUUAGUCAGGAUUCUGAUUUCGAGAGGGGCCAAUCUGCUGGCGGUGAACGCGGACGGCAACAUGCCCUACGACAUCUGCGAGGACGAGGCCACCCUGGACGAAAUCGAGAGCGAAAUGGCGAAGAGAGGAGUCACGCAGCAACUCAUCGACGAGACCAGAGCGGCCACCGAACGGCAAAUGUUGAUAGAUUUGAAGAAGGUAGCGGCGGCCGGCGGCGAUUUGGAGUACUACGACGCCCAAGGGGCGACGCCCUUGCAUAUAGCAGCUGCGAAUGGAUACAUAUCAGUGGUGGAGUUUCUAUUGGAUUGCGGCGUUAGGACCGACGUGAAAGACAGAGAUGAAUGGCAACCCAGCCACGCGGCAGCUUGUUGGGGACACCCCGAAGUAUUAGAACUACUGGCGCAAGCCGGCGCUAAUUUGAACGCGAAGAACAAGCACGACGAGACGCCCUCUGAUAUAUGCGAGGACCGCGAAAUAAAAGAGAGAAUAUUGGAAUUGAGGACCGAGCAGGAGAUUAAGAAACAGAACGAAGCCAAAAGGAAAGUCAGGAGGUCUCAAAGCAAUACGAGAACGCAAUCGGUCAGGCGGACCUCGUUGAGGGAUAAAGGUCUGACGGCCAGAAGGGAUGCCGUAGAGGAAGCCAGAUUGAGGUUACAAGCUGAAACUAAUACUGUAGAACAUAUAGACGUAGGAACGCCGUACAAUCCGGCUGCGAUACCGAAAUCCAUUUUGAACAACAACCAUUUAUCGGAAGUGAACUCGAACUCAAAUAGUGCCGUAGAAGAGAGGAGCCUUCAACUGAUAGAGGAUCGCAGGGGCCCCGAAGGGAAAGACAACGAUUCGGUGGAAGAGAUAGGAAACGUUAACGAAAAUUCCUACACGACAGACGUUAAUGGUAAAGUUACCGUUCACGUCGUGGUUACAAUCAACGGGAACGGUACGUUGGCCGAUUUGAAAAAGCAACGCAUGCAAAUACGAAAUAACAACGCCGAUAAUAACGAUUAUAUGGGGACUCCUCUAGGCAGUAUCGCCGGUACGGACGUGGUUUCCGAUCCAGCUUCGUCCGGUAUGCUCCGGUUAACGGGCGAUACGUCCGACGAAAACGUCGAGUACACGGACUCGCGACGGUGUUGUAUCUUAAUGUGAGAGAAAAUAUGAUUUUAUUUUGGUGUAGUAAUUGUAGAGAAAAAUUAGAAACGUUCCAAAAAUUAUAGUAUCUCGAGUACUUCGGUUCGGAAGUUGUUGCAAAUUUGUGAUAUUUGUGAACUAAUAAUUUUUAUGUUAUUAUUUCCGAACGACUAUUUUUUUUAUGUACAAAGUAAACGAGUGAUAAAACAGCAAUAAAAUUGUACGCGCGCGUAAUUUUUGGAACAAGUUUAGCUCGAAAAUGCAGUAUUUUACCUAUUUUUGCAAUUAACAAUUUGGCUGCCUUGUCCAGUUUAGAAAUUUAAAGUAAAGAAGACAACGUAGAGAAACGAAGCUACUUAGCAGUAUUUUAAUUUCCAUAAGGUUGUGAAACUGGCAAUUUUAUUGCAAAAUUUCCUUUACUGAAAUUGCUCAAAUUUUGUUUUUAGCUCAGAUUUUUACAUUCAUUUCGAAACAACUUUUGCUAUGAGGAAAUUUCGCAGUGGAACUUGUGAUACGUUCCUUAUUAUACAUACUUCCAUAAAUUCCUACAUUGAGUAGUUUUAAUAAUACAUAAUAGCCGUCCUAGCAUUACUAUUGCCUUUUUUAUACAUUGUAUUUAUUUUUUGUUACUGUACAUAAUAGGUAUUUUUCAUUGGUUUUUUAAAAAUAUAUAAAAAUACGCUACCUAUGUAAAUAAAUUAUUUUAUUUAGUUAUUUAAUUUCGAUGUUAGUUUAAUUUUAAUUCGAUUUUGUAGUGCAG